ACCCUUUCCAACCACACUGACCUUUCACUCCCUCGAUGAGUCCGUCUCUCGCCCAAUCAAAACCCCAAUAAAUCUCUUCCCCUAAUCCCCUCUCCAAAAUCACUCUCUUUACCCAAAUCUCCAUUUCUCAAUUGUCCAUUUCUUGAUUUCAUCUCCGAUUUCCUGAUUCCAUCUCUAAAAAUGGAAGCAUCAGCAGGAUUAUCACGAAUCGGACUAGCAGGUCUAGCAGUAAUGGGCCAAAACCUAGCACUCAACAUAGCAGAAAAAGGGUUCCCAAUCUCAGUCUACAACCGAACCACCUCCAAAGUCGACGAAACAAUCGAACGAGCAAAAUCAGAAGGAGAUCUUCCACUAACAGGUCAUUACUCGCCUCGUGAUUUCGUAUUAUCUUUGCAAAAACCUAGAUCUGUUAUCAUUUUAGUCAAAGCCGGUACUCCGGUGGAUCAGACCAUAUCGACUUUAUCGGAGUACAUGGAGGAAGGGGAUACGAUUAUUGAUGGUGGUAACGAAUGGUACGAGAACACUGAGCGUCGGAUUCGGGAGACCGAACAGAAGGGGAUUUUGUAUUUGGGGAUGGGUGUCAGUGGUGGUGAAGAGGGUGCGAGGAAUGGACCCAGUAUGAUGCCUGGUGGGAGUUUGACGGCGUAUAAGAAUAUUGAGGAGAUUGUGAAGAAGGUUGCCGCGCAGGUGGAGGACGGACCGUGUGUUACGUAUAUUGGCGAAGGUGGGUCGGGGAAUUUUGUUAAGAUGGUGCAUAAUGGGAUUGAGUAUGGUGAUAUGCAGUUGAUUAGUGAGGCGUAUGAUGUGUUGAAGAAUGUUGGUGGGUUGAGUAAUGAGGAGUUGGCGAGGAUUUUCGAUGAGUGGAAUAAGGGGGAGUUGGAGAGCUUUUUGGUUGAGAUUACUGCAGAUAUUUUUAAAGUCAAGGAUGAUUUGAGUGAGGGGGAGUUGGUUGAUAAGAUAUUGGAUAAGACUGGGAUGAAAGGGACUGGGAAGUGGACUGUUCAGCAAGCGGCAGAGUUGUCUGUUGCUGCACCAACGAUUGCUGCUUCGUUGGACUGUAGAUAUUUGAGUGGGUUGAAAGAGGAGAGGGAGAAUGCGGAGGCGAUUUUGAAGGAAGCUGGUAUGGUUGAUCAGGUUGGACCAGUCAGGUCGGGGAUCGAUAAGAAGAGACUGAUUGAUGAUGUGAGACAAGCGUUGUAUGCUUCGAAGAUUUGUAGUUAUGCUCAAGGUAUGAAUUUGCUGAGAGCAAAGAGUAAUGAGAAAGGUUGGGGUUUGGAUUUGGGUGAAAUGGCUAGGAUUUGGAAAGGCGGGUGUAUCAUUAGAGCUGUGUUUUUGGAUAGGAUUAAACAAGCCUACCAGAGAAACCCACAACUGGCAAGUUUGGUUGUUGAUCCUGAAUUCGCAAAGGAAAUGGUGCAGAGACAAGCCGCGUGGAGGAGAGUUGUUGGUUUGGCUGUUCAAGCUGGAAUUAGUACUCCUGGAAUGUGCGCUAGUCUCGCUUACUUUGAUACUUACAGGCGUGCAAGAUUGCCAGCUAAUCUUGUUCAAGCACAGAGAGAUUUGUUUGGUGCACACACUUACGAGCGCAUUGAUCGUCCUGGGGCAUUCCACACCGAAUGGACCAAGCUUGCUAGGCAGAGUAACUUCAAAUAAGCAAGCAGUUUUCCUCGUUAUCGGCUCGAUGCUGGUUAGUUUGGUUUAUGAGUUACUAAUGCUUCUUCAUUUUUCCUGCAUUUUUAUAGAGAUUUAAUCGUAGUAGAAUUUCUUGUAGUGGAUUUUCUGCUUAGGCUUUUCUUUGUUGUUCUAGCUCUUUAGUUUGUUUGUUAAUAAGAGGUGCUCUGAAUACUCUGAAAAUAUUUCCGACCUUCCUAAUUUAGGAGGUGAUAGAUGAGCCAAAUGUACUUUGCUUUUGUUGUCGCGAGAUUUAAAAAACCAAGUGAUUUCUUUGUGUUGUUUAUAAUGGUCUUCCCAUUAGUUCACUGGGAAAAUCUCAGUAAUGGUCUAGGCAUGCUUAAGCGGAACAUAUGCUCUUGCUAACAUAAAACUGAUAUUCAACACCUUCAUUCUCAUUUGCCCCGGGCCGAGCAAUUUUCAUUUAAUGUUUGAGUUCUAAUUGGAUAUUGUUUCUUGUCUGAAA
Messenger RNA from Papaver somniferum (opium poppy), 2137 nucleotides. RefSeq names its product 6-phosphogluconate dehydrogenase, decarboxylating 2, chloroplastic. The transcript has a single exon. Gene Ontology annotation, biological process: pentose-phosphate shunt; pentose-phosphate shunt, oxidative branch. The coding region runs from base 181 to 1653 and encodes 490 amino acids. The record is from RefSeq and is a predicted model, not a curated record. Gene Ontology annotation, molecular function: phosphogluconate dehydrogenase (decarboxylating) activity; phosphogluconate 2-dehydrogenase activity; NADP binding. Gene Ontology annotation, cellular component: cytosol. Lineage: Eukaryota; Viridiplantae; Streptophyta; Magnoliopsida; Ranunculales; Papaveraceae.